Molecule: messenger RNA, 746 nt
Organism: Homalodisca vitripennis (glassy-winged sharpshooter)
Lineage: Eukaryota; Metazoa; Arthropoda; Insecta; Hemiptera; Cicadellidae
Product: NADH dehydrogenase [ubiquinone] iron-sulfur protein 4, mitochondrial-like
Exons: 4
Coding region: 76-660 (194 amino acids)
Biological process (GO): electron transport chain
Source: RefSeq, a predicted model, not a curated record
CUUGAAAUUCAUUUUUACACUAGGAAUAAUUUAAAUUUUAUUUAGUUUUCUAUCGAUGCAUUUGUCUAUAAAAUCAUGAUUAAAACAAUAUCACUGUAUAAAAUGAUCACAUUUUCAAAUGUGUCAUUCUACAGCAAACAAGCUAAGUCAAAACCUAAAAAGAAAUUAAAGUGUAAAUCUAAGGAAGAAGAAAACCAACCAAAAUCCAAGAACUUGCUUGCACUUAAAGAUCCACCAAUUAAAGAUCUUCAAGAGGCAAUUGAAGGAAAGAGAAAAAUUGAAGAGAUUGAUGUUCCUAUAGACCUUGAAAACCUGAAGGUGCUGGGGGACAUGCCGGAAGAGUAUCGGAAGCGACGAGUUGCCCGGAUAUACCAGCGGUCCAAGAACGUUAUGCAGCAAGGAAUACACAAUACGAUGGACUGGAUCAUGGACUUCGGCACUGAGCAGCGCUGGGAGAAUCCAACCAUGGGCUGGUGUUCCAGUGGUGAUAGCCUAUCCAACUUUCACAUGGUUUUUCCUAGUAUGUGCGCAGCAAUUUGCUUUGCAGAAAGACAAGGUUUUCGAUGGGUCCAUGAAAAACCACUCGUAAAGAAAAAAUUUAAAAAGUCGUACAGUGACAACUUUACUUGGAAGAAGAGGACGCGGGUUUCAACAAAAUAAAUCACAAAAUCAAAUAUGAACUGGUACUUUCUACUUGGAUUUAUAAUUGCUUGAUUUGCAUUAAAUCCUGACGUUUAAUUUUUCAA